Morus notabilis is the source of this 1524-nucleotide messenger RNA. Its product is annotated as receptor homology region, transmembrane domain- and RING domain-containing protein 1. The coding region runs from base 161 to 1030 and encodes 289 amino acids. The record is from RefSeq and is a predicted model, not a curated record. NCBI's taxonomy places the organism in Eukaryota, Viridiplantae, Streptophyta, Magnoliopsida, Rosales, Moraceae. The transcript has 8 exons.
AAAAAAAAAACUGAAACUUCUACAACAACCUCAGCUCACCUGCUCAGAUUAAAGAUACGUUUUUUUUAUAAGCUCAGAAAUAUCACCAGCAACUCAAGCCAUUGAAACCAAACCCAGAAGCUCUUGAUGCAAGAGGUAAUUGAAGGUGAUAAAGAGAAAAAUGAGAGGCAUUUUGCUUGGAUUGUGGCUAGGGUUAGCUCUUAAUGUUAUCCAAUUUGCCUCUUCUACUAUUCUUCUCAGAUCCUUGUCCAUGUCCUUCACUGACCUUCCCGCCAAAUUUGCUGUUGGCGUCAAUGAUUCUGGUAUAUGCGGAGCUCUUCAUGUUGUAAAUCCUCUAGAUGCUUGCAGAUCACUAAGCAAUGAUCUUCGAUCGACAAAUAUCGGUGGAAUAAAUUUUGCUCUGAUAAUUAGGGGUGAAUGUGCUUUUGAAGAUAAAGUCCGAAAUGCUCAAAAGGCUGGAUUUAAUGCUGCAAUUGUCUAUGACAAUCAGGACAAAGGAAAUUUGGUUUAUAUGAUGGUAAAUCGCGAGAAUGUUUCGGUGCACGCGGUUUUUAUUUCUAAGAGAGCUGGUGAAAUUCUGAAGGAGAAUGCUCGAGGGGAAGAUGGCGAGUGUUGCAUCUUCCCGUUUAAUAGUGAAACAGCCUGGACUGUGUUGGCAAUAUCUUUUAUCUCAUUUAUUGUCAUAUUAGCUAUUUUGAUGGUAGCAAUCUUUACCCCUAGACGUUGGCUGACUUCAAGGGGGAGAAAUAAUCUCCCAAGAAAUGUAGACGUGAAGAUGGUGGAAGCUCUGCCCUGCUUCACGUUCAGCUCUGCUCAUUCGAGUGAUUGUCAUGCUGGAGAAACUUGUGCCAUCUGCCUUGAGGAUUACAAAGAUGGAGAGAUCCUUAAAGUUCUUCCCUGCAGGCAUGAGUAUCAUUCAAGUUGCGUGGACUCGUGGCUGAUUAAAUGGGGUACGUUCUGUCCUGUGUGCAAGCAUGAUAUGAGAACCGAAUAUGAAUGUUCUGAGGUAAAGAGAAGAACCUGGCUAUAGAAUCACUUGAUUAAAUUGAGGAUUCGCCUGGCUGAGGGUUCAUAAGUGAUCGCGACUUCAGCUAUGCCAGAUUGCCUUGCAAUGUUUCUCUUAUCUCUUCGUAAGGGUGACGGAGGCAAGGCAUUUCAAUGAUUCGCGUUUGGAUUGAUAUCAAAGUUUCAGUAGAGCUGCCGUUGGCUUGAAUCUUGUUGAAGCAUCUUCACUAGUUCAGUUGAAUUCCUAGCAUCCUCAUUGGCUUCUCCAACUUAUAGAUUGAUUGCAACGUUCUCGAGAUGAAUCAUCGGCUGAUCAUUGGGGUCCAUUUUUGUGGCCCCGUUAAACAUGUUUUAGACCAGGUUCUGUACCUCUUGUCACAGUUGGUAUUCUUAUGACCCGACAUGAUGCCCAUGUUGUUAUUGGUCUCUUUUUUGCUGCUUUCUUCGUGUCUAUAGGACAUUCAAUAUGUUUAUGUUAUAGAAAGAUGGGGCAAAAAGGAGAGAAAAAGUUUAACCCAA